AUGCAAUCGUCCAAUAAAUGUUACAGAGGCACAGAUGAGAGCCAGUCAACAGUGCUCGAAAAGGAUGACUUUUCGUCGAUUGUGCAAGAUGACCACUGCGUCGGGUCGACAACUUGCAGGCAAGAGGUGUUGUAUAAACGAGUGAAAUUAACUCGAAAACGCCAUCAAAACAACACUCGUAAAUUCGAGACGUACGCUGAGAAGAAGUUGAACGUGCUCAAUUCGACGAAAAGCAGCAUGGAAAUGGCACGCGGAAUCGCAUCAAGCAAAUCACAACGAGGACAAGACGAUGCAUUUUAUGUAAUGAACGUUAAUACGGUGAUUAGACGUCUGAUGGAAUGGAAAACAAAUUUACCGAGAGUUGAGCCGUUCUACGCAGUGAAGUGCAACGACGAUCCGGUAUUGAUGAAGGUGUUGGCAUCGUUCGGUUGUGGUUUCGAUGUGGCUAGCAAGGUUGAGUGUACGAAGGCAAUAAAAUUGGUACCAAAAGACAAAAUAGUUUAUGCGAAUCCGAUUAAGACGAAUUCGUUCAUAAAACGAGCGAGAGAAUUGGACAUUGGAAUGAUGACUUUCGAUACGGUUGAAGAACUCGACAAGGUGGCUCGUCUCUACCCAAAAGCCAAACUGAUUCUACGCAUAGCGACGAAUGACUCGUCUGCGAAAUGUCGUCUGAGUAUGAAGUUUGGUUGUGAUGCGCUCAAAGAUGGUCCACACAUCCUGAAGGCUGCAUGUGAACGCGGCAUUGAUGUCAUUGGAAUCGCUUUCCAUGUGGGCAGUGGUUGUAACGAUCCAACAACGUUUCAAGAGGCCAUUAUGGAAUCUCGCGCUCUAUUCGAUAUCGGCACUAGUUUCGGUCAUGAAAUGAAACUUUUGGAUAUUGGUGGAGGAUUUCCAGGUGGUGAGGCCGAAAUUGGCAGUUUCGAAAAUAUGGCACGCUUGAUUGGAAGCUGCCUUGAUGAGUAUUUCCCAGCGAGUGAAGGCGUUCGAAUCAUUGCUGAGCCUGGAAGAUUUUUUGCUCAUGCAACCUUUUCACUGGUCACAAAUGUUAUCGGUGUAAAGAAAGUUGGUGCAGAACGAUUCGAUGACAGUGGAGGAACCAACAACGAUGACAUUCCAGGAUUUAUGUACUAUAUGAACGAUGGCGUCUACGGUUCAUUCAACUGCAUAUUUUUCGAUCAUACUAGUCCCGAAGGGCAGCCGCUUUUUAGCAAAGAAGGUGAAGAUUGUUUUCCGUGUACUAUUUGGGGACCAACAUGCGAUGGAUUAGACCAAGUCGAGAAACGUCGGAUGAUGCCUGCGUUAUCGAUCGGUGAUUGGCUUUAUUAUGAGGAAAUGGGAGCCUACACGUGCUCGGCUGCAUCCACUUUCAACGGUUUUGCCAAGCCAAGAGUCUAUUAUUUCGCUGAUGAGAAUACAUGGAAACUGAUUGCGGACAGUACAUAG
Molecule: messenger RNA, 1443 nt
Organism: Anisakis simplex (herring worm)
Lineage: Eukaryota; Metazoa; Nematoda; Chromadorea; Rhabditida; Anisakidae
Source: the annotation of a GenBank genome assembly